Messenger RNA from Pseudoliparis swirei, 1820 nucleotides. RefSeq names its product general transcription factor IIIC, polypeptide 5 (gene gtf3c5). Gene Ontology annotation, cellular component: transcription factor TFIIIC complex. The record is from RefSeq and is a predicted model, not a curated record. NCBI's taxonomy places the organism in Eukaryota, Metazoa, Chordata, Actinopteri, Perciformes, Liparidae. The coding region runs from base 93 to 1691 and encodes 532 amino acids. The transcript has 11 exons. Gene Ontology annotation, biological process: transcription initiation at RNA polymerase III promoter.
ACCACCGCCGCGGAAGCGCGCGUAGAGUGCUGUUUUCCCUCCGUUCGCGGGGUGUUGUCGCCCGCGUGCAUACUUAAAUAAAUACCGCCGACAUGGCGGACGAUAACGGGCCGAGGCUGGAUUUCACCCUGAAGGAGUUGACUCUCUCCGGCCCGGAGGACGUCGACGUGCCGGGCAGCUCGUCCCGGGUUGUGCUGCAUGACAACAAGCUGGUGUGCGUGGAGUAUCCGGCGAUGGUGCACAAUGUGGACAAGAUGCUGCAGACUCUCGGGGGGGAGAAAGGAGUGUCCAAAACCUUCGCUCACCCCAACCGGCGUCUGGAGCUGCGCUUCCGGCCUCAGGACCCGUUCUGUCACUCUCUGUGCGGAAACCGCUUCCCGUCGAGCAACCUCGUCCUCAAAGUGCGCCGGCGCGUGCGGAAAAAGGACCCCACGGACGCCAAGAUCCACAUGGAGAUACUCGGAGUCAUCGGAACGACGUACAAAUUCCAAGGGAUGGCAGACUUCCAGUGUCUCGCCGUGCACUCGGAGGGUGGAGAAGACGUCUCUUUGUACGACAAGAUCAUCCUCCGCAAAUCGGAGAGCCAGGAGUUCUUCCAGCAGCCGAUGCCCCUCUUCCUCCCACCGGCCUGCUUCUCCCGCCUCGACACUCCCGUGGACUACUACUACCGGCCCGACGUCUAUCAGCGGUCGCCCCAGGUGCCCAUCAGCAACAACAACUUUAUUGGGUUGAAUCGAGCUCGCCGGCCCCACAACGCCAUUUUUAUCAGCUACGCGGAUCCCGUCGUGCCCACCGAGUGCCUCGAGGCAGCCGCGGUCAACUGGGAACGCGUGUGCGUGAAGGAGAAAGACAAGCAGGCUGCGGAACAUUUGAGAAAGAUGUUUGAGAGCCGACACAUCUGGUCCCGAAAUGCAGUCAAGGCCAACAUCAACAUCCACCCUGAUAAACUGAAACUGCUGCUGCCCGUCUUCGCCUACUACAUGGUGACGGGACCCUGGAGGAGUCUGUGGGUGGGGCUGGGCCACGACCCCCGAAAGCACCCCGAAUCCAAGAAAUACCAGAUACUGGACUUCAGGAUCCGCUGUAGCACCAAGCACGGGUAUUCAUUAUCCGACAUACCAGUGAAAGCCAAGAGGAGUGCCCUGAACUACAGUCUGCCCAUCACAUUCAACAAAUCAUAUCCUCAGGCAGCCAGUGUGAUGGAGCUUCCAGCUCAGGAGGGUCCCAGCUCCAGUCGAGAUAGAUUGCCGGUGUCUUACCAGCAGAAGGAGUCGUCCUACAUUUUCAGAGAGGGCAUGCUGCCUCCUCACAGACAGAUGUUCUACCAGCUCUGCGAUCUGGAUGUGGACUGCAUCAAACAGGUGGUUCAGCAGGAGGCCGACGAGAAGGUCUGCGACGAGCGGGACGGCUGGUGUGUUCUCGGCACCACGGACAAGCUGAGGGACAUCAUCUCAGCCAUGAUCAAGACCAUCAUCCGAGCCCAGAGACCAUCGUUGCCGGAAUUCCCCAAGAAACGCAGACGAAUGGGCCUAAAUGCAACGUUCGUAGAGGGAGAUGCGGGUAAAGUGGAAGAGGACGAGGUGCCGGACGACGAGAACAAGGACGACGAAGACGAAUACGACGAGGAUGAGUUUCAGCCGUCGGAGGGCAGCGAAAACGAGAUGGAGACAGAAAUUCUGGAUUACAUCUAACAAAUAACGGGCAUUUUGAUGACGUCGAUCUGGAGUUUGUUCGUGUUUAACUUGUUUGUCAAAGGGGAUGUGUUUUAAUUGCAAUGUUUUUUUGUACUUUAAAUGAAAAUAAAAAUGGAAAUAAUUGUA